Molecule: messenger RNA, 3745 nt
Organism: Corythoichthys intestinalis (scribbled pipefish)
Lineage: Eukaryota; Metazoa; Chordata; Actinopteri; Syngnathiformes; Syngnathidae
Gene: tmtc1
Product: transmembrane O-mannosyltransferase targeting cadherins 1
Exons: 19
Coding region: 296-2890 (864 amino acids)
Biological process (GO): RNA processing; protein O-linked glycosylation via mannose
Molecular function (GO): mannosyltransferase activity; protein binding
Source: RefSeq, a predicted model, not a curated record
GUUCGUCAUUUACGGGUUAGUUCAACUAUUUUUGAAGGGUGGCAGUCGUUCCCCUUUACCUUUUUUGUGAAUUAAUAAAUUGAUUGAGUAAACGCAUUUCAGUCAUAAAAUCUUUUCGUUCCUUACUUUCUUCGCGUACUGAAGGAUGUUUUCCGAUAGUACCUGAAGGCAGCACAAACCAACGAACUGUCCUCUUAAAAUUCACCUCUCUUAUGGACACUCCCUCGGCUAGCGGAAUGGCCGAAUUCUUUCGUUUCCACUUAUUUAUUUGGCUUCUGGAGAAACCAGGGCUGACAUGACAGCCCCGGGAAGAGAGAGAAGCUCCCCGCAGCAUCCCGUUCGACAAGCGAAGGGAUGCACGGCGAGUCUGUAUGCGGUUUUGGUCGCACUAUGUGUGUUAUGCUACAGCAACUCUAUCCAUGGCGAGUUGGUGCACGACGAUGUUUGGGCUAUUAUCAACAACCCAGACGUCCGACCGACUUCAAGUCUCCAAAACAUCUUCCGGAACGAUUUUUGGGGCAAGAGGAUGUCUGAUAAUUCCAGCCAUAAAUCCUACAGGCCGUUUUGCAUCCUGACCUUUAAGUUGAAUAUCCUUCUGGGUGGAAUGACACCGGUGUACUUCCACAUGGUCAACGUGUGUCUGCACUGCGCUGUAACCUGCUUGCUGAUGCGCACCUGUAAGCUGUGUGUGUUUGAAGAAUCACAUCUGGCCUUCAUCACAGCCGUCCUGUUUGCAGUACACCCUGUCCACACAGAGGCGGUCUCCGGCAUCGUGGGUAGAGCUGACGUAUUAGCUUGUCUUCUCUUCUUGCUAGCUUUUCUUUCCUAUAUAAGAAGUGUUGGUGUGAUGACGUCUGAAGACUCGACACCCUGUACGGCGUCAGCAGGGUCUUUGCUCAUCAGUUUGCUCCUGGGGACCUGCGCCAUGUUGGUGAAGGAAACUGGCAUUACUGUGUUCGGCGUGUGCAUGUUCUACGACGCCCUCGUGCUCUGCGGCAAGCAGCUUUUCAGUCACCUGUCUGGAUCUGGCGUUAGACAACUUGUUCAUAUCUGGAAACCCUUCUUUAAGCGAGCCUUUGUGGUGACUACUUAUGUAUUGGCCAUUUUAUCAAUCAGACUGUGGUUAAUGGGAGGUUCGAUGCCUCUUUUCUCUGAACAGGACAAUCCUGCAUCCUUUGCACCUUACUUGCUUACUAGAGUUUUGACAUACUCUUACCUACUGUACUUCAACACCUGUUUGCUGCUGGCCCCCAUUGUACUGUGCUACGACUGGCAAGUGGGUAGUAUCCCUCUUGUUGAGUCACUGACAGACAUUCGCAAUCUGGCCACCGUGUUGCUCUCUGUGGUGAUGUUUGCCCUCUGCCGCCAUUGCGUCCAUUCGCUGAAGAAACGAAAGAACGAAGUGUUGAUGGGAAUCUUGUUUUUAGUAUUUCCUUUCAUUCCUGCAAGUAAUCUAUUCUUCAGAGUGGGAUUUGUUGUGGCUGAAAGGGUCCUCUACAUGCCAAGUAUGGGUUACUGUAUCCUGGUGGUUCAUGGAUUUAGUCGGCUGGUUUCUUUGGCUGGCCGUUGGGGCACCACGUUCCUCAGUGCCUCAAUGCUGUUGCUGCUGCUGCUCUUCUCCUGCAAGACUGUUCAGCAGAACAAAGUCUGGCUUUCCAGGGAAGCCCUCUUCAGUUCUGGUAUCUGGACUCUGCCACAUAACGCCAAAGUCCAUUACAACUACGCCAACUACCUGAAGGACAACACUCGACACCAAGAAGCCAUUUACCACUACAGCAUCGCUCUCAGGUUGUACCCCCGCCAUGCCAGUGCGAUGAACAAUCUUGGCACUCUGACGCACAAUCCAGAGGAGGCUGAGCGCUACUACAGGAGAGCACUGGAUAUCAAUCCUCAGCAUAAUCGAGCACUCUUCAACCUGGGAAAUCUUCUCAAGUUACAGGGGAAGGAGAAGGAAGCGGAGACAUUGUUGUUGGACUCUAUACACUAUGGUCCACAUUUUGCAGAUGCUUAUUCCAGUCUUGCUUCACUCUAUGCUGACCAGAAACGCUAUCCCGAAGCCCAUGAAAUGUAUCUAAAAGGUAUAGAGAAUUGUCCUGACAACUCAGACCUGCAUAACAACUAUGGUGUAUUUCUGGUGGAUACUGGAAAGGAGGAGCUGGCAGCUGCUCACUAUCAGCAAGCAAUACAACUCAAACCAUCUCACUACGUUGCCAUGGUGAACUUGGGCCGUCUUCUCCGCUCCUCCAAUUUGAACAAAGAGGCCGAGUUCUGGUAUAAGAGAGCACUUCAAGUGACAAGAACGGUGGAGAUCCUCGCACCACUUGGGGCACUUUACUACAACACGGGGCGCUACGAUGCAGCGCUGCGUGUUUACAGAGAGGCUGUUAGCCUACAGCCGGAAAACACCGACAUAUGGCUAGCACUGGCACAGGUGUUGACUAUGGCCGGUCAUACGAACGAAUCGGAGAAAAUGACCCGUGACAUAAUUUCUAGAGGGAACAGCUGCAUUGAAUGUUACCGCCUCCUGUCUUCCAUCUAUAGCAAACAUGGCAACCAUGCCGAGGCUCUUGAAGCUCUGAACGGGGCUCUCCAGCUGAAUCCUAAUGAUCUCGCAGUGAAAGCGGAGUUAUAUUUCUCCAAAGGGAACCAGCUACGAGAGAUGAACCAGUUGGACCUAGCUUUUGAGAGCUAUAAAUUAGCUGUGGAGCUCAAACCUGAUCAAUCACAAGCCUGGAUGAACAUGGGAGGGAUUCAACAUAUUAAGGGAGACUAUGCAGCAGCUCGGAUGUACUACCAGAGAGCCUUGAAUCUAAAUCCCGGUUCCAAACUACUAAAAGAGAAUCUGGAGAAGCUGGAUCGGCUCGAGAAGAGGAUAACAGGGGUGCCGUAGUCAGACCACGGGACUUUGCCAUGAAUUGCCCUAAUGUCCUUUUUCAUACCCGGAUGUACUACCAGAGAGCUUUGAAUCUAAAUCCCGGUUCCAAACUACUAAAAGAGAAUCUGGAGAAGCUGGAUCGGCUCGAGAAGAGGAUAACAGGGGUGCCGUAGUCAGACCACGGGACUUUGCCAUGAAUUGCCCUAAUGUCCUUUUGCAUACCCUAAGCAAAUCUGUUUCCUUACUAUGUUUCUCACAGUGGAAAUGGACCGCUUAAAUCUUUAAGAGGGAUUGUUUUUACCCCUUCCUUAAAUAAUGUUUUGUCAGACCACGGAACAUUGCUAUGAAUGUCCGAAAUCCAAACGUGCUUUUGCAUAUCUUAUGCACGUCUGGUUCCUUACUAUGUUCCUCUAAUUGGAAUCUUGCAGCUGAAAUCCGGUUAGAUGGAUGUUUUUUCUCCCUUCCCUUAAAUUAUGACGUUGAACUAUCUUUGCUUUCAGGUCAUUUGAGAAGUGUUUUAAAGCCCUACUCCUCACUGGAGAUUCAAAGAGAAACAUUUAAUUGGCUUGCUAAGCUUACGAGUCAAUUUGGUUUCCAAUGCUAAAGGUAUUCAAAUCAAAAUGACUUUUUCAUACCACUGUAUUAUUACCUGCAAAUAUCUACUGUAUUAUACAUUAUAAUGUACUUAUAAUAAAAUAUUUGGGAGUACUUUUAUUAACAUUUCAGAGGACAAAUAAAUGUGUUGGGGAUGGGUAAUACGACACUGAAAGGAUUCAAUACAAUACAGAUGAGAUUAGUUGCUGGCGAGGCAUGAAGUGUAACUAUAGUUACCAAUUUCUAAGACAAAGUGGUGUAUUUUUUUUCCCAAUA